This is a messenger RNA of Symbiodinium sp. CCMP2592, 10389 nucleotides long. NCBI's taxonomy places the organism in Eukaryota, Dinophyceae, Suessiales, Symbiodiniaceae. The record is from the annotation of a GenBank genome assembly.
AUGGCUUCAUACACGGAGUCAGAGCCGGUGUUCACCAACCGAUGUGAGACCGUUGGUCUAGGCAGUGAGGCCGUGACCAAAUUGAAGGCUGCCGGAAUCAAUACACUUGCUAAGGUGGCAUUCGUUUCGUCUUACGCGCCCGGUGCUGCUUCUGAUGCCGAGCUCAUUAAAGUCCUCAACGAAGCACUCGGGAAGGAGAGUGACGCAGGCCAGAAAGCAUCCUGGCGCAGGCUAUUCCAUGAAGCUUAUGCCGUGGCUACUCAGGAGCUUAAGACGAUGGCCGAGAGGCCAGAUGAGGCAGGGCCAAGACGUCUGUCACAGCCGGAGAGAGCAGAGAGGUACCGAAAAAUCAAGGCAUCUGUUUCUGGGAUCGAUAUCAAGGAUCGGAACGAGCCGAGCGACGCUUUGCUGGACUUGUGUGUGGGCAUCUACGAAGGGAAUCGCCUUCGCUAUGUGUCUUGGGAUCGGUGCACCUCCAAGUCCCAGGAGCUCUCGAGUGAGGUGAAGCGUGACAACAUGCUCACUGUGGAUUCCCAGGGGCGCUUGAAAGCUGAGGCUAAGGGCGAUCACAUUAAAGCUGACACGAGUUCGGAGAUUUUGCUGCAGUUCGCACUCUUGCGAAGAGGUCUUGCAUUUGAAAUGUCGAACUUGCUUGACUUUCGUUUGCAUCGCAGGUGGGCCGAAAAAUUGAUAGAGACGAGGAUGGCGGCCCAACUCGACACGCAUUCGCAAGUGUCGUUUGCCCAAUUGGAGGCGGCGGACCAGAAAUUCUUCCAGGAAUUAGCGGACAGGACUCGCGAUGGAGUCCAGGCCACCGCUGUCGGUCGCCCGUUGGACGACUGCUUUGAAGAAGUCUUCAACUUGCCAGAGGUCACACAUGUGAUGCAGCCGUUGCCUAAGCCUAGCGGUCGUGUGGAGCCGCCUCCGAAGCCACGCUGGAGCCCGUACGAUCGCCCCUCAAAGGGUGGUCGGAAAGGCAAGAGCCCAGGCACAGGCAAGAGCACACCGAGGAUGCCCAAGGAGCUUGUUGGCUGCAAGGCGUGCACCAAUCGGGGCGACCCAAUAUGUUUUGGCUACGGCUUGAAAACUUGCUCUGAGCAAGUGGGUCGAGACGAGGUGGCGGAGAUGCCAUCGGCAAUGAGUAGUGGGCAGCUCGGAGUGGGCUUGUCCAAGCGAGCGCGGUCAAGGGACCGUGCUAUUGCACAAGUUGCUGAUUCGGCCGAGGGGUCGGAUUCUGAAUCUUCGAUUUUCGCUGCUGAGCAGGUCGCUUCAGCGCCUUUGUUUUGCAAAGAUCCUGAGCAAUUUUCUGCUGCCGCAUCACUUAAGAAGCCUUUAGAUCUCAGGGAUGUUGUGACCUUGUGCGAUUUGCUGGAGAGUGAGAUUCCGGCAAGAGGGAACAAUUCUGAGGACGAGUUCAGCUGGAGCACAGGUGCGUAUGUGCAUGGAGGUGUGCACGGAUGCCGACAACAUAUGCAUCAGUUUCCCGUGACUUCUACAUUCCUUGCAAAAGUCUUCAAGGAAUACCACCCGAGGCUUCCCGUGACAACAUUGUCAUUGACUCGCAACGUGCGAACGACCUUGCAUUUGGAUGCAAACAAUGCACUGGGCUAUCUGAACGGCUUGGUUAAGAUUUCGGGGUUUAGUGGUGGGGGUUUGUGGGUCCAGGAUUCAAGCGGAAGCAUUGUGUGCCCCACCGAUCCUUCUCUUCUGGGCUCACACCUCGACUUCAGCGACUUAACUCUUGCCUUUGAUCCGCAUAAGAAGCACCUUACGUUGCCUUGGACUCAGGGCCCACGUAUCGUUCUCAUUGGUUUUGUGGUCAAAGCCCCCGCCGAGAUUCCAGACCAGGCUGCAGAGAUGCUGCUACGAGCGGGUUUCAAUCUACCUUGUCAGGAUACGGCGACUUCUCUGUGUCAGCUUGGGUCGCAUAGUACCUUCUCAGGACUGUCUUCGAGCUCCUUGGUUCCGAAGGCAAAGAGCUCCCGUGGUGCCCCUCUUGUGAUCCAACUCUGCGCCGGGUCAGGCCUUUUGUCAGCCUCCGUCAAAGCUGCAAACAUAGACACUUUGGCGGUUGAUUUUCACGGGAAUCGCACUAAGCCUUAUGUGCAUGUUGUCGGCCUCGACCUCACGCUGCCAGCCUCGUGGGAGUACUUGACGACCGUUCUGGAAAACAGACACGUUGUUCAUGUGCAUGUAACUCCCCCUUCUGGGACGACGCGACGAUCACGUGCAAAAUCGUCGCUUCGAAGUGCUUCCCACCCGUGGGGUGUGCCAGGUCAGGACUCCUCAGCUCUGGCCCGUCUACAGUCUGCCAACCGCAUUUUCAUUCAGCUGGGGGCCUUUUUGCUUCGGGCUCGUGAACUUGAGGUACCGUUCUCGCUUAUGCAUCCCAUGUCUUCCUGGCUUUGGGAGCUGCCUCCCUUCGCCGACCUGCUCAAGGUCACUUCGGAGGCGCCGGUGUAUCUGGUGUCUGACCUACACAGGAUCCAGCAUCUUCGUUUGGUGUACACCCUGUGUGACCUGUCCCCGCUUUCCGCGGCUGACAGAGCCGAUGCCGUGCCAGCCAAACUCUUUUGCGAUCGUUUUGCUGCUGCCUUGUCCACUCAGGUUGCUGCCUUGGGUUUAGGCCCCUCCCCUCUUAGUCUCCCCGAGGUGCGCGCUGCGGCGCAAAACCAGCCGAAGGCGUCCAAGCUGCCACCGCUUGUGCCAGAGUUUGCAUACACGCAGCGCUUACGGUGUGCGGGCCAUCCACCUUUGGAUGCCAAGAACCAGCUGACACAUUCGUGGAACGGCGUGCCCAAACACGCCCGCCUCCUGCGCUCUUCCGCUUCCGAAGGGGGGGCGACUGAGGAAUCCGCGCAGCAAGCGACCAACAUCUCUUUGCAGAAGCCUCGCCAUACUGAGUAUGUGUUCGGUGUGUAUCGCGAGCCGGUGCAAUUUGUGUAUCAGGCUGUCGCACUUCAGCAUCCGUUUGAUGCCGCCAGAGCUCUUCCGGAUAAGCUUGUUCGUGUGCUUUUUGACACAUUGACGAAAGGUCCCUUAUGCAUCAUGCGAAACAGGUUGCUCCUGCUGCAAAAGUGGAACCAGUGGGCGAAGGACCUUCGCUCAGAUGAAGCCGCUCUCCAGGCCUCCCUUCAUCCCUCGGUACGCAAGGUUCUUCAAGGAAAGAAGCUGCUUCUUCUUGACAAGAUUGCAAAAUCUCUUGACUGGCCCGACAAGCACCUGCAUCGCGACCUAUGUGCAGGGUUCAAGUUGUCAGGAGUUCCUGAUCCUACGGGUGUUUUUGAGCCAGACCACAAGCCUGCCUUAUCUUCGGAGGAGCAAUUUUGGGACGCUGCCGAAGUUUUGAAGCAUCAGCUUUGGGCACGGGUGAGGGAGCAGCCGGCUCAGGAGUACGAUGCGGAGUUGGCCGAAAUCACGCUGGGCGAAACCGGUGUUUCUGGAGGAAAAGGGUGGCUCGAGGGUCCUUUGUCAUUCUCUGAGCUCCAGGAGCGCUUUGAAGGCCAGUGGAUGCCGUGCCGAAGGUUCGCUGUAUGGCAAAACAAGUGGAGGCCGAUCGAUGAUCUUAGCGAGUCGGGACUCAAUGCUACUUUUGGCUGCCAUGAGAAGAUUCCCCUUAGGGCUCUGGACGAGGUGGUCUGGAUUUGCACCAAGAUAAUGCAGGCUGCCUCUGCUAGGGGCGAUGUCACUUUGCAUCUGAGCUCGGGCGAAACCUUGAAAGGCAAGCUGCAUGACCAUUGGACCGACAAGGAGAAGAUCAGGCCUGUCACUACAACGUUUGAUCUUAAAUCUGCUUACAAACAACUUCCGCUCGCACCGGAGGAACAAAGUAAGGCGAUUGUGACCAUUCGACAUCCUUCACAGACCGAGCCGUCCGGCUACAUAUGCAACACUCUUCCUUUCGGAGCCUGUGGAUCUGUUCUUCACUUCAACAGAGUUUCGGCUCUGCUGAGAAGGAUUAUGCUUGAGAUGGAGAUCUUGACGGCGCUUUAUUAUGAUGACUAUCCAGUAGUGACGCCGAGCCUCCUUGGCAACAGCACGGCUGCAGCCUUUACUUCAGUGAUGUCGCAGGCCAUCGCCGCUGCCAUUGAGGAGAUUAUCACCAGAGGGCACGUCGCACCUCGCGAGUUGCCUUCUUUGUUCGGCAGACUUCAGUUCGCCGAGGCACAGGUCCUUGGCAGAAUGGGCAGGUUGGCGAUUCAUGAUCUCAGAAGUCUUGAGAGGUGUUCUGCUGCGCGUGUCAACCUCACAGCUCAGCAUCUUGAAGCCUUGUUGCUCUUGAAGGAACGCGUUGUGUCCGGAGCUCCGAGAACUGUUUCAGCUUCAGCUGCGACUAGUCCUAUCGUGAUCUUCACUGACGGCUGCUUUGAGCCGGAUGCUGCAAACCCCGCCGGUGUGGGGGGGGUGAUGUUCGCUCCCUCGCUUAGUGGAGGCUUGAAGGUAAGGGCCUUUGGCUCGCUUGUUCCGAAGACGUUGCUUGAAGCUUGGCAUGCCAAGGGCAAGCGACACCUCAUAGGACAGGUUGAGAUGUUCGCUGUCAUCAUUGCCAGAUCGUGCUGGGCGAACGUCCUGGACGGUGCCAGGGUCAUUUAUUUCGUCGAUCACAGCGGGGUGCUUGCAGCUUGCAUAAGCGGAUCCUCCAAAGAAGAUACCUGGAGAAAGCUCUUGUGUGCACUCGAGAAAGCUGAUUCACUGCCUGCCUUGCAAUGGUUCAGUCGUGUUCCUUCGCACUCUAAUAUCUCUGAUGGACCAUCAAGAGGUCGAUGGGAGGGCCUUUUGAGAGCCUUCCCGGAGUGCGCGAUCGAUGUCAAGCGGGGCGAGCGGAGUGCUCUCGAAGCGAAGUGCUUCUUUCUUGUGGCGGUAUACAGAGUGAUUGGCAACAUGACAGCCUAUGAAAGGGCCUGUGGGGCUAAGUACAGUGGGCGAAUUGCGCCGUUCGCCGAACCGGUCUACUGCCAGCUUGAUGUUAAGCAGAAAGGUGACAAGCGGUGGAUGCUUGGAAUCCUGGUGAGCAAAUCCUCGCUCAACGACAUGUACAUCAUUGCUGGCAAGGACGGAAUACGACUGUCACGAUCCAUCCGCCGUGUGGGUCAACCUUGGGAGCUUGAAGUGCAGCUCUAUCGUGAGCUGAAGGGCUAUCCUUGGGAUUAUGGAAGUGGUGUUAUAGGCACCAAGUUUGUGGCAAUGCCGAAACAACGGCAUCCGGCUGUGGAUCCAGUGCGGGAUGUUGCACCGCCAAGGUCCCCUGAUGAGGCUGCGAGCGAGCCCCCAACACCUGCAGUUGAGGCACUUGGGAUGCCGGUUACGCCGUUGGGCGGGGCCGGAGCGAUGGCGCCACCGAGGCGCAAUGUGCCCGAUCCACCUAGCACGCCUGAAGCAGAACUGCCACCGUUGAAGAAACUGCGCAUUCGUGCUGUGACUUUUGGUGAGCAGUCUUAUGAAGUGAACGAUGAAGGCGAGUUUGAUUUGGACCAGCCUGACGGCUGGGAAGUGCAGACCAAGCUUUGGUCCAUGGAGUCCGAGACGGACGACAGUUUCAUGAAUGAGGUGAAGGCCAAUCCCGAAGCGGAAGUGGCCGAAGAUGAUGACAGACUGUGGUUUCCCGACAAUGGAAGGGAGCCAGAGCUCGAUGAUGCCAUUUUGGCCGAGCUUGACAACCUUGCUGAUCAAGUUGAGGUCAGCAGACUGCUGAAGAAAUCUGUGCUAAGACAUGCCACGAGUGAUGAUGAUCUGGGUUCGAUGAAGAGCCUCACUACAAAGUUUGUUCGAACGUGGCGGCACAAGAAGCGGAAUGGGGUUCCUUCAUGGUACCGCCGAUCCAGACUGUGUGCUCGGGAGUUUCGGUGGUUGGAUGAGUCCAAAGAAGGGUUGUUUAGCCCUGCUACAAGCACGGACAUUGUGCGCCUCAUCCCGGCGCAGUGGCUGAAUUGGAAGCAAUCGCGGCCAUCCGAGCAGUAUGCCAUUUUGGCGCUCGACGUGAAAGAUGCAUACCUUGAGGUUCCCCAGCCGACGCCAGUGGUUUCCAAAGUGCAAGGUCAAGACCUCGUGUUUAUGCGAAUGGUUCCGGGACAACGUGAAGGAUCACAACAGUGGUUCUCACACUUCUGCGAGUAUCUCGGAGAGCACUUCGUGAUUGAAAAGUGCAAGGAGUGCCCUGCGGUAGUGCAUGUCAGCAGCAAGCCAGGAUCUGAUGGAGGUUGUGCAGACAAGGGUCCGGGUAUGAUCCAUGUUGAUGAUUCUUUACUUCUUUUGCCGCUCCAGUGGGCCCGCGAGUGCUUUCUUCCAGUGAUUGAACAGCGAUUUCAGAUCACGUAUGAGCUUGCAUAUGAGGUGGGUCAUUCUUUCAGUUUUCUCAAGCGUGAGCAUACGAUUACAGAACAGGGUAUUGUGAUUCGACAACCCUCUUCCUACAUUGAGCAGAUGAAGCAGACCAUGAAUGUCACGCAAAACAACCGACAACGAGUUCCAUGUUGGAGUGAACUUCGUGCUAAGGACACCACCCGUGAGCUCAACCACACCGAUGCAAGCAAGUUUCGACAAGCAGUGGGAACAGCCUUAUACAUAUCGUGCGACCGGCCCGAUGUGGGCUAUGCUGUGCGCAUGCUUGCAAGCUACAUGGCGAGGCCGACUGAGCAUGCAAAGGUUGGUUUGAUCAAGCUGAUCCAGUACCUUAUCAACACAUGUGAUUAUGGGAUCCUGAUGAAGUUUGCCGCUCCUGGGACAAGGAAACUGAACGGUUAUGUGUAUGAUUCUGGUUGUGCAGAUGACGCUGAGCGUAAUGUACUGGAGGUGUUUUCGGAUGCCGACUGGUCAGGGUCGAAGAAGGAUCGUCGAUCAUAUGGUGGAGCGAGUUUCUGUGUGAACGGACAAUACGUCCACUACAUCUGUAGAUCUCAGAAGUGCAUCAGUUUGAGUUCGAUGGAAAGCGAGUACUACAGUGCUGUGGGAAGCGCGUGCCAGGGGCUGUUCAUGAAGGCUGUGAUCGAGUUUAUGAGCCGGAGCCCCUGCGACCUGAUCCUGUAUGUUGACAACCAAUCGUGCAAGGCCUUCUGUUUGCGUCAGGGAGUUACGAAAGCCAGCAAGCAUUUCGAGGGCCGGCUAUUGUGGUUGCAGGACAUUGUUCAGCAGAAGCGGCUGGUGAUGAAAUACAUCUCGACCCACUUCAAUUUAGGAGACCUUCACACCAAGCCACUUUCCCCAAGCCGAUUGCGAACUCUACUGUUUCUUCAUGACUUUGUGGACUGCCACUCAAGGCCAAUCGGGGAGAAUGAGUGGGAGCACACGUGCACUGCGGCGACGAUCCGAGCUCAGGUCAAGCGUGUUCGUACAGUGGCAGGCAAUGACAUGUCGAACACGUGGGUCAAGCGAGUGGCAAUGCUUUUGCUUAUGAUGCCGAUUCCUGCGGAAGCGAGUGCAGUGACAAGUGUCAACAUGAGUGCAUGCUUCUUCCUUGCAGUGCUUGUUUCGAUGUACAUGGCAGUGUAUGCAAUGGAGAGCACGGCAGAGCAUGGUGCCAAUGGUGGUGAUGAAGGAUGGCUGUAUAUUGCAGCACCCGGCGGGCCGUGGUACCGUCGUGGGGCAAUGUAUGCCGCUUGUGUUAUGAUGGCGACAAUUGCUUGGAGCCUUGGGUCAAUUUCGGUCGGUUUCUUUCGUGAUGUGGAGAUUGUCCGAGAACUUGGAGCUUUGUGUUCGGCUCUAUGGGAUGAGCAGAAAGAUGACAAGAGGGCCUACAUGUAUCAGAGCAUUCUCGUAUGGGCCUUCCACGAAUCGGAAAGCCCCUGCAUCCAGACGGGUCGCAAGCUGGCCAUGAAUUUUCAUUUCCGCUGCACUCAGGCUGACCAGGUGCUUGUGCAUUCAACUGGGUCGGGCAGUGCUCUCGCUCAGUCUGGUGAUCCAGGGGUUUCGGCCCUUUGGGCCAGCUUGCUGCAAGGGCUGGAGCAUAUGUGUCAUGUGCAAGUGCUUCAAGCUGUGGAGGCCCUAGAGGCGGGCCAAUAUAUUCUUGAAGAUACCUUUCCCUGGUUUGCUGCUGAGCUUGCUGUUGAAGCCGGUGAUGAUGUUCCUUGGCACGUUGCAGCCUCGGCUAUCAGGGAUGUCAUCGCAAAUCUUAAAUCCAAUGCCGACGGAAAGAAAUUGCUGUUAGUCAGCUCCAAUGUCACCAAGUGGCGCAAGUCCUUAGCAACCUUUCUUGCGGGGAUCAGGCCAGACCUCUGGCUGGUACAGGAAACACACAUUAAGGAGGAGCAAGGGGAUUUGCUGGCCACUCAUGUUGGGGCCUUUGGCUAUCAGGCCUUCAGCUUGCCAGGUCACCCCACUGGGGGAGGUGGUAACUCAGGAGGCCUUGCGAUUGUGUUUAAGAAGCACCUUGAUGUCCGUAAAAGCCACCACUUCCUUCACCAAGGUGUUGGUUUUCAGUCUGUUGUUCUGCGCAUCCGGGGUGUUGAUAUCUUCCUCGUCAAUGUUUACUUGAAGACAGGGGAGGGUUUCCGGGGCCCGACUAAUGCCAUAAUUCUUUCCAAUUUGAUUCCCUUCCUUAGGUCGCUGCAAGGUGAAUUUCUUGUUGCAGGCGACUUCAACGAAGACAUCAGUGUUCUGGUGACCACCAGUUUGGCGCAGGAAGCUCGGGGCCAAUGGGUCCACACGGGGGCUUCCACGUGCACAGGGGGUGGUAACAUUGAUUUUGGUUUAGUUUCCAAAGGGCUGGCCUUGGGAGUUUCGGUCCGGGCUGACUGGAUCACUCCGUUUGCUCCACAUGCUGCCUUACAUUGGUGCAUUGACAGGAGGCAGUGCGAGUUGAGGUUUCCCCAGCUUGUGGGUUUCAAGCCGAUGCCCAUUAUGCCGCAACCCUUCGAGCCUCCUUUUGCAGGUUGCUCUGGCCCUCAGCCUGAUCUGGAGUCUGCCUGUGCCGGGCACUGGGGUGGCUCCAUACCUGAGCCGGCCCUCACACAUACCUUUGAGCAGCUCAGUAGCUCUGUUGAGUCAUCGGUCUAUGGCUGCACUCAAGGUCGAGGCUGCCUGCCCAAAUUUCGCCGUGACAAACUCCUGCGCCAUACCUCACCUGUGGGUGCUUGGGGAGGGGCUCAGGCCUCUUUCUGGAAGCGGGUCCUUGUUUGGCUGGAACUUUCGGCGAAGCGGAGUUGUCCUGCACCCUUUGGCCACACAUUUUGGUCGCAGCUAGAAUUGAUGUGGCACGGAUCCACAGCCGAGCUCAGUGUUUUCCAAGUCCAGCUUGAUGCUGUUCUUAAAGGUGCUACGCCCUCGGCUUUUCCAGAGUUGAUUCAGGUAUCGGAGCAACAAUUUCGUCACCAUUCCAAAUUGUGGAUGCAGAAGCAGAGCGCAAGCUACGGUAAGUGGCUAAAGCAGGCUUCGUGUAAAGGCUUGCGUGGCCUUUUUACCAGUGUUAAAGCGGAUGAAGCUGUCCAGCUGCGCCCUUUCUUGCACCAGCCUGUGCAGGAGCGCAUCUACCUUAGGUGGAGGCAGUGGUUUGAGCUUUGGUCCGCGCCGGGUGGGGUCGACCCGGCGCUCCUCAGUGAUCUCAGGCAACGUGCCCGAAUGCAGGCCAAGGAGCUUGGGCCGAUUCCCCUAGAUCAGGCGGUUGCGGCGUUCAAGCGAGUGCCCAGCAAGGCACCAGGUCUAGACGGGUGGACAUUUGAGAUGUUAAAAAAUUUGCAGCGACCGGCUGUUGCAUCCAUCAUUUCAUUUCUUCACCACUGUGAAACUGAGGCCACUUGGCCUGCCCAGAUGGUGUUUGCACUUAUAGCCCUCCUCCCAAAAAGCGAGAAGCGGGAGAGACCAAUAGCACUUUUGCACGUGCUUUACCGCACUUGGGUGCGCAUGAGGUGGAAAUUGGUCUCCGAUUGGCAAUUCCAGUACUGUAAAGCCGCGGUCUGGGAUAAGGCAAUGCCUGGGAGUCAAGUGCUGGACGUCGCUUUGGGACGCUUACUUAGAGGCGAGGCGGCUAGACAGUCCGGUCAGCACUUAGUUACAAUUUUCAUUGAUAUGGAGACUUUCUAUGAUAGAUGCCGUUUUAAUGAUGUCAUUUCUUCUGGCCUUUCUUUGGGGUACCCUCCCCUGGUAUUGCACCAGGCCCUUCUUACGUACAUGGGCCCGCGUUUUCUUCAAUCUGAAGGGUCUUUGUGCCCGGCCAUUACUCCCACGAAGGGGGUCCUGGCUGGGUGCCCGGCCGCCCCGUCUAUCAGCAAACUUGUUGUGCACCCCAUUGCAGUUGCGGCCACUUCCAAGCGUGCGACAUCCAAUUUGGACGUAUGGAUAGAUGAUCUGUCCCUUGACUGUGUCGGUGCCUCGGCCAAGCAGAUUGCCUCAGACGCUGUGCUGCUGUUUCGCAGCCUGCGUACCAGCAUCGAGGCAACUGGCCAGUGGCAGGGCGUCUAA